This is a messenger RNA of Rattus norvegicus (Norway rat), 1377 nucleotides long. RefSeq names its product immediate early response 3 interacting protein 1 (gene Ier3ip1). NCBI's taxonomy places the organism in Eukaryota, Metazoa, Chordata, Mammalia, Rodentia, Muridae. The coding region runs from base 60 to 308 and encodes 82 amino acids. Gene Ontology annotation, cellular component: endoplasmic reticulum membrane. The transcript is spliced from 3 exons. The record is from RefSeq and is marked validated.
ACGUCCCGGUCGGUGUCCGGGAAAAAGUCAGUCAGGCCUGGGAACAGUUUGAAGUAACUAUGGCCUUUACGUUGUACUCCCUGAUGCAGGCGGCCCUGCUGUGCGUGAAUGCCAUCGCCGUGCUGCACGAGGAGCGCUUCCUCAAGAACAUUGGCUGGGGAACAGACCAGGGCAUUGGUGGAUUCGGAGAGGAGCCAGGAAUCAAAUCUCAACUAUUAAACCUUAUUCGAUCUGUAAGGACCGUGAUGAGAGUGCCAUUGAUAAUAGUAAACUCAAUUACUAUUGUAUUGCUUUUGUUAUUUGGCUGAACAUCAUUGGGAAAUCAGAGACUCAGAAGAAGAAAAGCCCAGAAGUUCCUAUUUUUGUUGUGACUGGAAUAUUGGAAUAUUCAUGUUCCAGCAGGCUCAUCUUGCAGUUGACAAAAAAAUGUAAAGUUGACAAUAAAACCAGAGUUUCUAUCUAUCUGAUUUUUUUUUUCUAAAUUGUAGUUGCACUUGUAGUUUUGGGACAAAAGAUCAGCUCGUCAGAGGCAGGAGCACUCCAGGAUUGGAGCACACUUGUUUUGGUUAAGAUAGGUAAAGGCUAUUAAAGGGCCCAGGACUGCUGCCUCUGCUUCAUCCAAUAAGGUUCUCUCAUGAUUCAGGGACGGGUUUUCUUCAAAGUUUUGGAAUACUUUACCAUUUAGGUACAACCUGAGAGUAAUUAACUUCCUAUUUAAAGUAACAGUUACAGCUAACUGACAAAUUGGUAUUUGGGUAAUUUAUUUUGAACUCUUUGGUUAACUAGAAUAUAUCAUUUCUACUAUGAAGAACUUUAUAAGUAACUACGGGGCAGUACCCUGAUUUCAGAGAGAGUUCUAAUUCUGUAAACCAGUUGUUUGGGAGCUGAGGUUUUAAGUUCUUUUUAUGCCGUUGUUUACUAGUUGACCUGAACAGUGAGGCAGGACUGUUAACAUAUUCUCCUUGGUAGCAAGUCUUCCCUGUUUCACAAGGAUUUGUUUAUAAAAUCGGUAUAACUGUUAGUUGGCGAAAUCAGCCAGAGUCACAAACCAACCUGCUCAAAUGGCUGUUCAUUGUGGAGCAUUGGCCUCUCCAGGCAUUCCUUGGUGCAGUAGCAUGCCAUAGGUAUGAGCCUUAGUUUCUCAUUCUGUUGUCAGUAGAUCAUUAAUGCUAGGCAGCUUCGGUUUGUUUGUUUUGAUGUCUUAGGCAAACCUUGUGGGGUUCUUUCCUCAUCCUAUAAUACUGUUGUUCAGUUUUAUAUAGGAAGAGUUAAACUAUGUGAGUAUCAUGUGAAUGUCUGUUACAGUCAUUUAGAGGGGUGGGAUGGCGUCCUCUGUACCCGACCACUUUUAUAAAUAAAGCUGACUUUCCCACUUAA